AUGAAAAAUAUUAGGGUUUAUUAUAAAUUAAUUUACAAAAGAACCAUCAUCAAAAAAUUUUCCGAUAAAGCACAUUUCACACCACAUGCCAUUGAAUUAUUUCCUAACGUGUCAAAACUAUCAAAUGUUCUUUUGGAGGAGACAUCUAGUGUAGAAAAGACAUCCCAUUGUGACAAAAUUAACGCCAUUGAAAUGAUCAAUGCCAACAAGCCAAUCACAACCUCAACUUCUUUAAUUGAUCUUGUAAAUGGCCAACUCAACAAACGCAAUGAAACAAUUGUUGAAUAUGAAAUCGAUUCAAGCUACUAUCAAACAGCAAAAGUAGCUGUAGCCAAAUUCGUAGCUGCGGGCAAACAAAAUGCAGCUGCCAAAAAGAAAGUCAAAGUUUUUGAUGAGUCUACGCUUGAAAAUGGAGUUGUUGGUCCGAUUCGCAGAGUUGAAGAUCAUAAGGCAAAAGCCAGCACUGCAGUUGAUGUCACUGAUUUAGUGCCAAGCAAUGAGAAAAUAGUCAAAUCAAAUGACCUUCUAUCUGCGUAUGCACAAUUUGUCGUUUCGUCCUUAACUGUAAAACUAGCAGCAGCUAACAAACUUAACCUGAAACCUAUUACAACUUUCAGAAAAAAAUCGGAUUUCAAUGGGUCGGAUGUUGGAAGAAGAAAACAGGAACAAGAGGUUGAUGGCCUCCACAGUGUCGACUCGAAACCACAAAAGGGUUUUUCUGGUUUUGGUUCAGAGCCACAUAGUAGUCCACCAAUAAUUAGUCCAGAUCUACAUAUGGCUGAAGUGAACGAGAAUAUCAUGGAAAAAGCUGAAUCUUGGAUAUCGGGAAGAUAUAAGCGGAACGUUAAUGGUUAUUUAAAAUUUGAAAUCUUGUAA
Messenger RNA from Helobdella robusta, 876 nucleotides. RefSeq lists its product as hypothetical. Bases 1 to 876 code for a protein of 291 amino acids. The record is from RefSeq and is a predicted model, not a curated record. The transcript has 2 exons. Lineage: Eukaryota; Metazoa; Annelida; Clitellata; Rhynchobdellida; Glossiphoniidae.